CUCUAAUUACUCUUACAUCCAAAUUGUGGCGCUUACCUCUGUAUUAUUAUCAUCUCCUACUUCCAUAGUUGUUUGAUUGAAAUCUCCUCUGAACAUGAAUCACAAAAGUCCACCACUCCUUCUCCUUGUAGUUGUUUCCUCUUCCUUUCUCUUCAUCCUCUUUUUGGGGUUUUGCACCUCCAUCGAAGGAAGUGAGUGUGUUUCUUCAUGUGGCAGCAUCACCAAUAUCAGCUACCCCUUCCGGCUUCCGGAUGAUCCAAGCCACUGCGGGAUGCCCCAGUACGAGCUGCUCUGCCAGCACAACCGCACCCUCGUAAACUACAGCAGCCAAAAUUUUCAAGUUGUAUCAAUCUCAUACCACAACCAAACCAUGAGACUGCUCGAUCCUGGUCUACGCAUCAACAACUGCUCUUCUUGGCCAAUCUCUUUAUCUUCAUCGGUGGAUAGAUAUGAUAUCAACUACAUCCCAUAUCCAAGUACAACUGUCGUCUCGUUCGUGAUUUGCCAGCAGCCAGUAAAUGAUGAUACGUCAUAUUUAACGACAAGCCCUUGCACUGUAGACUCCACCGAUGAGCACCACUAUGUUAGGCUUCAAGACACGUCCGUACCCGACUACAGACGGUUCUGUAGCUACUCUUAUAUUUUAGUGGAAGAAGAUUCUUCCAUUGAAGUCGGGGCUUCCUAUUUGGACAUCUGGUCCACUGCUUUAGUUCUUGGUUUUCAAGUUUCUUGGAAGGCUUUCCAGUGCCCCAUAUGUGAAGACGCUGGUGGAAGCUGCAUAUAUCUCGAGUCUUUUUAUGAUUAUGAUGAUUCAGACUGGUGUUAUAAUCCUUGCCACAGCGCAUUCCAAUCCAAGCACUGUUUCUUUAAUGACUUGAGAAGACUACUAAGAGAUAAUGCAUUGAAGUUCUUCGAAAUAGCAGGUCUUGUUUGGGCUAUUCGAGGUGCACCAGGAAUGUUGUGCCUACUCUCCUACUUGUUCUAUAAAUUGUGGAAGGAAUAUCUCAAAAAAAAUGAAAAGGUCCAGCUAUUUCUUGAAAAGUACAAGAAUCUAUGGAAGGAGUAUCUCAAAAGGCAUGAAAAGAUUGAUUUGUUUCUUCAAAAGUACAAGAAUCUAUGGAAGAAAUAUCUCAAAAAGAAUGAAAAGAUCGAGCUAUUUCUUGCAAAGUACAAGAAUCUAACUCCAACUAGGUACUCCUACAGCAGUAUCAAGAAGAUGACAAGAGGCUUCAAGUCAAAACUAGGACAAGGAGGAUUUGGAACUGUCUAUAAAGGUACACUCACUAAUGGUCACAUGGUUGCCGUGAAGAUGUUAGGCAAGUCGAGAGACAACAACGGCGAAGAAUUCAUCAACGAGGUUGCAACGAUCGGAAGGGUUCACCAUGUCAAUGUGGUCCGUCUCAUAGGCUUUUGCUACGAGGGAUCCAAAAGGGCACUAGUAUAUGAUUACAUGCAAAAUGGUUCUUUGGACAAGUACAUCUACACCAAGCGACAAGAACAAACUACAAUUAGUGCUCUUGGGCUAGAAAAAAUGUAUGACAUUGCUCUUGGAGUAGCUCGAGGGAUCGAGUAUCUGCACCGCGGUUGCGAAAUGCAGAUUCUUCAUUUUGACAUCAAGCCUCACAACAUUCUACUUGAUGCAAGUUUCACACCAAAGAUUUCAGACUUUGGAUUAGCAAAGCUCUACCCGGCUGGAAAGAGUGCGGUCUCAGUGUCUACUCCCAAAGGGACUUUUGGUUUCAUUGCGCCUGAACUGAUGUAUAGAAGCUUAGGACGCAUCUCCUAUAAGUCUGAUGUUUACAGCUUCGGAAGGAUGAUUUUGGAGAUCAUAGGGGCCAUCAAUGAACCACAAGUGGUUGCUAUUGAGGAACAGUCGAGUGAGUUCUACUUCCCUGCUUGGCUCUAUGAUCAGGUGCUGAAAGGUGAGGACAUAAUAAUUGAUGUUGAAAUAGAAGAAAUCGAAUCAGUGUUGGCGAAAAAGCUAGCAAUUGUAGGAUUGUGGUGCAUACAAAUAAAGCCAGACGAUCGGCCUUCUAUGCAUAAAGUUGUAGAGCUGUUGGAAGGGGGUUUGGAAGAUCUGGCAUUGCCACCGAAGCCUUCCCUUUUGUUUCCAUCAGAAAUUGAAAUGGUAGAGAUCACUGAGACCGAAAGCUCAGAGAGUUCAGAUAUGCUUGAACAUAGCUGCUCUAGUGACUACAUGAACGAUACACCUUUAGAUGUUUAAAUUUAGAGCAAGUAAAUAUAGAUAGAUGUUCUUUCAUGAUGUCAACGCAAUGUUUCGAUAUGUUUAAUUAGAUGUUGUUUCAGACAAGAAUGUUGUUCAAUAAAGAAUCCAACAUGAGCAAGGGUUUGAGAAGAGAGAUG
Messenger RNA from Zingiber officinale, 2364 nucleotides. Its product is annotated as LEAF RUST 10 DISEASE-RESISTANCE LOCUS RECEPTOR-LIKE PROTEIN KINASE-like 2.7. NCBI's taxonomy places the organism in Eukaryota, Viridiplantae, Streptophyta, Magnoliopsida, Zingiberales, Zingiberaceae. Gene Ontology annotation, biological process: protein phosphorylation. Bases 95 to 2224 code for a protein of 709 amino acids. Gene Ontology annotation, molecular function: protein kinase activity; ATP binding; polysaccharide binding. The transcript is spliced from 4 exons. The record is from RefSeq and is a predicted model, not a curated record.